Molecule: messenger RNA, 276 nt
Organism: Cokeromyces recurvatus
Lineage: Eukaryota; Fungi; Mucoromycota; Mucoromycetes; Mucorales; Mucoraceae
Exons: 1
Source: RefSeq, a predicted model, not a curated record
CGAAGACAAUUCCUACUUGACAGCUACCACUCAAAACUACAAGAAAAAUAUUCAAAACUUUUAUCCCAUUGCCGUAAUAAUCUAAUUAUCGACCCUAUUCUUACGAUACCAAUGACAAGAAGUGAACGGUUUUGUUGCGUGCGAUGGCGACUUGGCUGGUUACAUCAUGGUAAACCCGAAGCCUGCCCAUUCCAUCCAAAUGAACUCUUCACACGCUCACAUAGUUUUUCUUGUUUGCAUAUGCAUAACCGCCUUCAGAUGCCCCAAAUCUAUUGA